CUUUGCAAGACGCACUCAAUAUAAUUUUGUAUAAAACAGUUCACAUAUCAGCAUAGUGCAACAGUCUGGCAACCACGAUGUCUCAAAUGGCCGACAACGCCAGCGGAACAUGUCCUCACAUUGCUGAAUCUUCUCUGGAGCCUCUCCACAUUUCACACAAAUUCAAAUCUAUGGCAGUGUGGAAUUUGCGAUACUCGCAUAGUAUCACUCGUCCUGCAAAGCGACGCAAGCUUGCAGCCCCUACGUGUGGGACCUGUGACUCACCACUUCCGCGUCCUUUCGCAUGCCUGAGAUGCUCAUAUUCUGGAUGCUGGAGAGACGGUCAUGUGAAGCGACAUCUGGAGGAGACAGGACAUACACUUUGCGUCGAUGUCAAGACCGGUUCAAUCUUCUGCAGCGAGUGCGGCGAUUUUGUCUACGAUAGCGGUGUGAACUCCAUGUUCGCAGCGGCCACAAUUACUACGGAAGAGAAGAACACCAGUUUUCGAGAUGGGACGCGAUGCCGUGAGCCGUUCAGGUCAUGGUCACCCAAUACGAAAGAGACGGCCGCCCUCGAGUCAUCUGUUCCGGCUGCAUGUUACGGCCGGAGAGGAUUACUGAACCUUGGCCAAACGUGCUUCAUGAAUGCUAUUCUCCAAUCAUUUGCGGCGAAUCCGCUUCUCAGGCACUAUUUCUUAAGCGACAAACACAAUUAUCAGCUGUGCAAAAACGAAGCAUGUAUCUGCUGUGAAAUGGACAAAGUUUUUACUGAAGUUUUCUCAGAAAAUACAACGCCGUAUGGCCCGACGAGCUUCCUCGCCACAACGUGGCAGGCUUCGCCAGACCUUUCUGGCUAUGCGCAGCAGGAUGCACACGAGUUCUUCAUGCAUGCCUUGAAUGAGAUCCACACCAAAACCCGUGGAUCGACGAAGCUUCACUGCAUUUGUAUCGUACAUUCUGCGUUCGCCGGGCAGCUGCAGAGCGAUGUCAAGUGCGAACGCUGCGGUAACGUUACCACCGCCACCGACCCCAUGUUCGACAUCAGUUUAGAGCUGCAGGAUAAGAGCCUUGGGCAAGCCGGCCAGGAGUUGACACUGGCUUCGUGUCUGAGGAAAUUUACUCAGCCGGAGAAACUGGGGCCGAACCAAUACAGCUGUGCCAAAUGUGGGAAAGCUUCCCAUGCAACAAGCAAGCGAUUGAGUAUCCGGAAGCUGCCACCUGUGCUGAGCUUCCAGUUCAAGCGUUUUGAGCACAAAGCCGGAGAUAAGUCCGCGGCCCACAAGAUCGAGGCACCUGUCCGCUUUCCGUCAAUUAUCAAUAUGGCACCGUUCACGUCCGCCGUCAUGGACAUGAAGGAUCGAGAAGCAAAAGGCAGCGGAACCGAGUUUCCUGGGCCUCGGGCCAUGUACGAGUACGAUCUUUUUUCAGUUGUAUGUCAUGAGGGGCAGAUCAACAAUGGCCACUAUACAUGCUUCGCGCGUUCGCGGGAUGAGUGGUACCGCUUUGACGAUGACAAAGUGACACAUUCUAGCCUCGGCGCGUGCCUCGGCUCACAAUCCCAGGCGUAUAUGUGUUUCUACGUCAAGCGGCACCUGGAUUACGAACCGUACGUGACGCCCUCGUACAAGGUCACGCGAGAGGCGGAGGCCGUGAAGGAACGAGAACGGGAGCGGAAGAAGGAAGCUGCACGCAUGCGCGAGGUGGAGGAUGAUUUAUUGGCUAUGGUCUGA
Postia placenta MAD-698-R-SB12 is the source of this 1709-nucleotide messenger RNA. RefSeq lists its product as hypothetical. Gene Ontology annotation, biological process: protein deubiquitination. Gene Ontology annotation, molecular function: zinc ion binding; cysteine-type deubiquitinase activity. The transcript is spliced from 12 exons. The record is from RefSeq and is a predicted model, not a curated record. Lineage: Eukaryota; Fungi; Basidiomycota; Agaricomycetes; Polyporales; Adustoporiaceae. The coding region runs from base 78 to 1709 and encodes 543 amino acids.